Molecule: messenger RNA, 716 nt
Organism: Dama dama (fallow deer)
Lineage: Eukaryota; Metazoa; Chordata; Mammalia; Artiodactyla; Cervidae
Gene: PPP1R1A
Product: protein phosphatase 1 regulatory inhibitor subunit 1A
Exons: 7
Coding region: 75-554 (159 amino acids)
Biological process (GO): intracellular signal transduction
Cellular component (GO): cytoplasm
Molecular function (GO): protein phosphatase inhibitor activity
Source: RefSeq, a predicted model, not a curated record
GCGGAGCGGAGAGGCAGCGCGCCCGCCCCAGCCCCGAGUCCGCCGCCUGGCCGCCCGCAGCCGCCGCCCCCGCCAUGGAGCAAGACCACAGCCCCCGGAAGAUCCAGUUCACCGUCCCGCUUCUGGAGCCGCACCUUGACCCCGAGGCGGCCGAGCAGAUCCGGAGGCGCCGCCCCACCCCUGCCACCCUCGUGCUGACCAGUGACCAGUCAUCCCCAGAGGUAGAUGAAGACCGGAUCCCCAACCCACUUCUCAAGUCCACUUUGUCCAUGUCUCCACGGCAACGGAAGAAGGUGACGAGGACCACACCCACAAUGAAAGAGCUCCAGAUGAUGGUUGAACAUCACCUGGGGCAACAGGAGCAGGGAGAGGAGCCUGAAGGAGCCGCUGAGAGCACAGGGACCCAGGAGUCCUGCCCACCCGGGAUCACAGACACAGCAGCGGAGUCACAGCCGGGCACCUCUGGGAAAACACACAAGCCUGCAGAAUCCAUCCCUAACACUCAGGAGAGGGGCAGUGAGAAAUCCAGCACAGAGGGACCCUCAAGCCAAUGACCACCACUGAUUGCCAGGGAGCCAACGUGGUCUGAGAGUGAGGAGGCGUCUUAGAAUCAAGCCCGCAGUUGAGAAUGCAUGGACACUGGAUUUGUUUCUUAUUUCCUCACUUUGGGGGAAAAACCUCUUGUUUUUAAAAAGUGAUAAAUUUGGUGUUAAGUC